This is a messenger RNA of Cladocopium goreaui, 1902 nucleotides long. The record is from the annotation of a GenBank genome assembly. Lineage: Eukaryota; Dinophyceae; Suessiales; Symbiodiniaceae.
GUGAUCAGGCACUCUUUCGUAGGUGAUGAUUUCUUCACGCACUGGUCGUUUUAUGAUGGCCCCGAUCCCACGCACGGAACGGUGGAAUUUGUUACGUUUGAAGAGGCAAGUGGCAAAGGUUUGAUCUCGGCAGCUUUUGACCGCGUCUACAUGGGUGUGGACGCAACUGAGGUGCUCAGCGGUUCCCAAGGCCGCAAAGCUGUACGACUCGAGUCGAAUGAGUGGUUCAAAGAUGGCCUCUUUAUCAUCGAACUCGACCAUGCACCGAUUGCGUGCGGAGCGUGGCCGGCUUUCUGGAUGUAUGGUGAGGACUCGCAGCAUGCUUGGCCUCGGUGGGGCGAGUAUGACAUCCUGGAAGCUGUGCACAACCAGACCUAUGCCACAACCACGUUGCAUACGCGGUCCAAUUGUGACCAGUAUGAUGUGAACAAAGACGUGGACUUCUCUGGCUCUGCUUGGGCUGGUAAUGAGCAAGGCGGUCCUGCCAAGAAUUGCUGGGUCCAUGCCCCAAACGAAUACGAAAAUCAGGGCUGCGGCCAGAAGCAGCCACAGGGUUCCUGGGGUACAGCUUUGAAUCAGGCUGGAGGUGGUACAUGGGCAGCUGAAUGGGACCCUGACCGCAGGAAGAUUCGGACAUGGUUCUUCCGCAAGGGACAGGAGCCAGCUGAUCUUUUGCGCAAAGAACCAGAUCCGGACACGUGGGCAAUGCCAACAUCGUUCUUUACGCUUCAUUCCAAGUACUGCAGUCCCGAACACUUCCAGCACAUGCGAUUGGUGUUUGAUACCACCUUCUGUGGAGACUACGGUGAUGCGACCUUUUCCAGCAGCUGUCCUGCGACAGGCAUGUCGUGCAAAGACUACGUGCAGAAGAAUCCACAUGUUUUCUCGGAGGCUUAUUGGUCCAUCCGCACGCUGGACAUUUAUAGACGAUCGAGCGAGCAGCCUGGUGUGUUAUCCGCUCCAGUUGGAGUGAGCUAUGAAAAAGUCAAGCGGCCCAGCUCUGGAUGGACUUUCUCUGGCCUUAUCCUGAUUUCCUUGGGCAUGACGGGCUUGAUCGGCAUUUGCUACGCCAUGCUGAACAAGGCAGAUGAGGCAAGUCUGGUGGAUCAAGAAAUGCAAGGCUUAUCCAGCUGCAUGGAGGACGUGAGAGAGAUGGAUGUUGAGACCAACGUGGAUCAAACUCGUCGUUGGUUCUCCAAUGCCUUUAGCGGUUUGGUACUGAACCUGUCUGAGGUCACAGGUAUGCAGAGGCCAGAGGCGGUGCAUCCUCAACGUACCCAGCGAAUAGAACUUGAGGAAAGCCACCAGCAAGCUGCAAUGGGUUCUCAUCCUACUAGACAGUUGGAGCGGAAUUUUGGCAGUCAAGAUCGAAUGAACAGUGGAAAUCUGGUCCGACCGCCACCACCCACGAGCUUCAUGUCACGUGCCUCCGCAGUCACAUCUCAGGCUUGGAGUUCUGUCAUGGGGCGCUAUCAGCCACCGGCAGGUCGCGCGCCGUCUACCAACUCUUUAGCCAACUCCCAGUUUGGCUCUCAUCCAUCCAUGCAGACCUAUAUGCAUAUACCACAAGGAACUCAAGGAAGUCCUGUUUCAGCUGCCUCCAGCCCCAAAGGUUGGAACUACCAGCGACAGCCGAGCAAUACUGGAGUAGCAGCUUCCAGCGGCUGGCAGUUGGCUUUGUCUUCAGGAACCCGUCCAUUGUAUCAGACCGCCACAUGAUCUCCCUGCCGGAGCUGUGUGGUGCCGGGGCAAUAACGACUCGAGACGAUGGGCCAAUACCAAAACUGAACCGCGGCUUGGACAUUUUAUUUGGCGCAGCAAAGGAUGCGCAUGGCAACUGGGAAAUGUGCGGAGAUGUUCACCGAAACUCCAACCCUUUCAUGUGUAGCCUGUGGUCGUCGC